AGAAGUGCAACGACGAGAUUCAGUCCGUCGCUCUUUGUUUUUUUUUUUUUGGUAUAAUUUUGUCAAAUAUCAUUGCACUCACCGUACAACUACCGUGUGCGAGGGUAUCUUGCCAGAACAAUAAUAAACGCAAUCGGUUGCUGAACUUUUCUAAAUUAUGGGUCGUGUAUUUUUGGAACAUUUGGGUGGCAUACGUCUAUUCAAUUGUGCACAAUGUCAAACAAAUUUAACUAAUCGAAAUCAGUUGAUAAGCACUCGAUUCACUGGAGCUACUGGACGCGCUUAUCUCUUCAAACGUGUCGUCAAUUUAACCUUUAGCAAUAUCCAGGAGCGUGUAAUGCUAACUGGAAGACAUAUGGUACGCGACGUUAUGUGUAAAAAUUGCAGUGCUAAACUUGGAUGGAUGUAUGAGUAUGCAACAGAUGAGGCACAAAAAUAUAAAGAAGGACGUGUUAUUUUGGAAUAUGCUCUGAUCAGUGAAAUUGAUGGCUUUCCCGAAAGUAUAACACCUGUUCACUGAAUUUUUGAACUUGCAACAACACACAUGCAAAAGCUAAUACAACUAAAAUCUCUAGUUUGCCCUCACUUUAUUACUUAAUUUAGAUUCUAACAAAUACUUUAAUCAUAAUUUAUGUACCCAGAAUAAACCUCUAAUAAGAAACACCGAUAAAAUCAUAAAAUAUAUUAGUUUGUAAUUGCAGACAUGCAUAAAUAAGAUAAGUAUUUAAGUUAAACAUUUCGUAUUAAGCCUUAAAACCAAAUUUAAAUAAAAAGUAAUUAGUAUACCAUAUUUUCCAAAAUUUGUCACAUAAUUUUAAGUCAACGAAGCUUUAAAGCUAAUCGUAAAUUGAAUGAUUUUAAAGAAACCAAAUGAAAUUUUAAUAAAAAUUUGAAUUUUUCACAAUUA
Messenger RNA from Calliphora vicina (urban bluebottle blowfly), 907 nucleotides. RefSeq names its product yippee (gene Yippee). The record is from RefSeq and is a predicted model, not a curated record. NCBI's taxonomy places the organism in Eukaryota, Metazoa, Arthropoda, Insecta, Diptera, Calliphoridae. The transcript is spliced from 3 exons. Gene Ontology annotation, cellular component: ubiquitin ligase complex. Bases 158 to 520 code for a protein of 120 amino acids.